Saccharomyces paradoxus is the source of this 1230-nucleotide messenger RNA. It is a transcript of the gene NIS1, whose product is annotated as Nis1p. The transcript has a single exon. Lineage: Eukaryota; Fungi; Ascomycota; Saccharomycetes; Saccharomycetales; Saccharomycetaceae. The record is from RefSeq and is a predicted model, not a curated record. Bases 1 to 1230 code for a protein of 409 amino acids.
AUGGAGUCGUAUGGUACUACCACUGGAACUCAGACUUUUACCCCGACUGGAUUCCCGCCUCCCCUGGGUACGGGUGGGUUUACCACUUCAGGCUACAUACAUGCGCUUGUAGAUUCUACAUCAAAUUCCAAUUCAAACUCGAACACGAACACGAACACGAACACGAACACGAACUCAAACUCAAACUCAGAGACAAGGAUUCCCGUAGUGCAAAUAUCUGAUGACUCUCAUAUUACACAUGAUAGCUUCAAACCGUAUAUGGAGUACCAUGAUGCUUCGCACUUGAGGAACCGCAACAUUAACAAAGCGGACCAGGUUGACAACACUGAAGUGAUGGAACAGUUUACAGAGUGGUCUAAUUAUAAGAUGAGGUCACACUCUCCCGCCACAAACACAAAACCAAUCCGACAUACUUCACAACGAAGAACAGACUUUACCAACAAGAAUGAACUCUCUAAGUUCAGCAAGAAUCACAAUUUCAUCUUUCACAAAGGUUUCUUGAAGAGACAACGCUCCAUAAGCAGGGAAGACAGGCAAAUAAAGGUACGGUCAAGAUUCAGGAACAAGAAGGAGCUGGCAUCUGUCUUGAACUACAUAGAACUGGAACAAAUGGAUAUUACAAACGUCCUCACAUCACAAUCGGUAAGUUUGCACGCUAUCAGGAACCUCACCAGCAGAGACCCUGCGGUAACUGCUAACCCAUUUUUAAGAAGCCAAGUAUAUGCCACCAGUAGUCGUCCACCGUACUUGAGAAACCACUCCAUACGUAGGAAACUACCCAAAUCACUGCCAGUUGGUCUCCCCAAGACUUCGACUGCGACGACACCAAUAACAACCAAGCAGGAUUCAGCGUCCCAAACGACAAGGUCUGUCUAUAACAAGAAUGUGAGACGUUCCAACACCUCCCCUAGUGUGUUGUAUCACCCAAGAAGAAAGGGGAAACUGGACCCUAACUCACAAGCAAGAAAACAGCAGUUACUGCUACGCUUAUGGAGGGAAUACUUGAUGCUUGUUAUAACGCAGAGAACACAACUGCGAUUAACUUUCCUUUGCUCUCCAGGCUCAGCAUCCAACCAGAGCUCUCCCCGCUCCUCUAACGCCAGCGAUUUAGACAUGUCGCUUCUAUCCACCCCUCCAAGCCUGUUCCAAAUGGCAGGUCAGACCAAAGGCAACCCUAUAAUUAUACCCGACAGCCAAGACGACAGUAUACACAGCAGCAGCGCCUUUUAA